Vollenhovia emeryi is the source of this 1819-nucleotide messenger RNA. RefSeq names its product zinc carboxypeptidase-like. The record is from RefSeq and is a predicted model, not a curated record. Gene Ontology annotation, biological process: proteolysis. Gene Ontology annotation, molecular function: metallocarboxypeptidase activity; zinc ion binding. The transcript has 7 exons. NCBI's taxonomy places the organism in Eukaryota, Metazoa, Arthropoda, Insecta, Hymenoptera, Formicidae. The coding region runs from base 191 to 1501 and encodes 436 amino acids.
AUAGAAAUAUAAGCAUAUUUUCAGCUGGCGUUCGUCGGUUAUCUGUCAAAGCAAUGAGAAAUUAUGAGAUUCUUUCGGGACAAAACUUGAUAAAGGUGUGGUAAAACCCGAUCUCUUUUCGGUAGAUCUAUCAACGUGAUUCUUUUUCUCAAACGACGCUCUUGAUAUUUAUUGGUGUCGUGUGCACAUCAUGUUUAAAUAUAAUGAACGAGCAGUGAUAAUAAUCACAAAUACUUCGUCUCGUAAAAGAAUCAUCAUGUUGAAGAUAAUAGUGUUGUGUACGCUCGUGUGCUUAGUAGCCGCUCAAAAAGCUACUUUUAACAACUACAAGGUUUUUAGAAUUAUUCCUACUACGGAGGACCAAGUCAAUAAAUUACAACAGCUGGAAGCAAUUCCCGAUGGAUUCUCGUUCUGGCAAGAACCUAGUUUUGUAGGAAGAAAUGUGGAUAUCAUGGUGGCUCCGCACAAGUUGCCCGAAUUUUAUGAAAUAAUGGCUCAGAUCGGAGUACCCUAUCAAGUUUUUAUCGAGGAUGUGCAAAAGUUGAUUGACCAAACGAUGCCUGAAAAUCAAUCAACUUCAUUCGAUUUUAACAGCUACCAUACUCUUAAGGAAAUCUAUAAAAAUCUAGAUGAUAUGGCCGAGCAAUAUCCCGACAAAGUGCAGGUCGUCGUAGGUGGCAAGACGUAUGAGGGACGUCAGAUCAAAGGCGUCAAGGUUUCAUUUAAGGCCAACAACCCUGGAAUCUUCAUCGAGGGUGGCAUUCACGCCAGAGAAUGGAUCUCUCCAGCGACUGUUAUGUAUAUUUUGCAUCAAUUACUGACCAGUACCAACCCGGAAGUCAGAGCUCUGGCUGAGAGACACGAUUGGUACAUUUUCCCCGUAUUUAAUCCCGAUGGAUACGCGUACACGCACACCAAGAAUCGAUUAUGGAGAAAGACUCGUAAGCCAUACGGCAUCUGCGUUGGAGCUGACGCAAAUAGAAACUGGGACUACCAGUGGGUGUCUAGAGGCCUUACCGGCCAUCCAUGUUCUGAGAUUUAUGCGGGAAAUAAGCCGUUUUCCGAGAUAGAGACCAAGAGCAUGUCCGAGUACAUCAAAUCUAUUUCCGACAAAUUCUACACAUACAUCUCAUUCCAUAGUUUUUCGCAACUUUUGAUGUACCCUUACGGUUACACGAGAGAGCACCUUGAUAAUUACAAGGAUUUGCACGCUAUUGGCUUGAAAUCAGCUGCAGCACUCAAAGAGAGAUAUGGAACUGCAUUUCGAGUUGGAAACAUUGCUGAGACGAUUUAUGUGUGCACCGGAGUUAGCAUAGACUAUAUUAAAGGCGUUUAUCAUACACCUAUCGCAUACACCUACGAGUUACGCGAUCGCGGUCGUUACGGUUUUUUACUGCCUCCUAGUCAAAUUAUUCCAUCUGGAGAAGAGACAAUGGAUUCUCUCAUAGCCAUGUUUAAAGAAGCAAAGGCACGCGGAUAUCCCAAAGAAAAUUUGUAUUGAUAUAAUUAUUUGUAUUCAUUUUGAUAUAGUGUAAGCUAGAUGUAGAUAUAUUUUUAUAUGAAACUUUGUCGACAAAAAAUAAUGAUAAAUUAAUAUUUAAUUGUACCUGGCGUUUAUAAUUUCUUAUAUUUUGUGAUAGUUAAUAUAUUUUUCUACAUUAUAACGCUAUAACAUUUGAAACAAUUUACAUUUUUAUUGCAUAAUAAUUUUCGUCAAAUACUUUUUCCAAAUCUUACUGCUGUUAUAAUAGUAACAAAAUAAAUUGCAAUCUAUUAUUAUAAUAUUUAUCAGGCAUAUAAACAUUCUUAUUUUUCAGUU